AUGUUCGAGAAAAAGUUUAACAUUGAAGUACAAACUUUACAGCCUUUACGUGAGUUUCUUGCACAACUGAAAGAAGAAGGUAGUCAGCCACAACUUAUAGACUUUCAUUAUGAAUUUAAUGAAAAUGAAGAUGGAACACAUGACUGUCAGUUUGUUAUAUAUUCACCAUUCAAUGAAGUAGCUAAAAAGAAAGAAAAUCCAUUACGUAUAAGAUUUCAAAUCUCUGAACCAAGUGAUGAUUUCAAGAAUGUUUUCAAUUAUGAUGCAAUGCUUCCGAGAAAAAAUGAAUUUUCAAAGAUUGUAACACCUGGCAUUUGGGAUAGAAAGCAAGCUAUAUUAUAUUCAAACUUAAGUAAGGGAGUUGAAAAUGAGUUCAUUGGUCAUACAAGAACUUCACCACUUCCUAACCCUAAAUACUAUAAAUUGACUGGCUUCAAUCGUGAGUUUUGGAUAGACAUGUUCUCCACUCAUGACCAUAACUGCCCAGUGUUCUUACCUCCAGACCAUAAGGACUGUCUCUACAUUGAAACACAACUCUUAAACUCUACAAUAGCUGUAUUGUAA
Molecule: messenger RNA, 564 nt
Organism: Trichomonas vaginalis G3
Lineage: Eukaryota; Parabasalia; Trichomonadida; Trichomonadidae
Exons: 1
Coding region: 1-564 (187 amino acids)
Source: RefSeq, a predicted model, not a curated record